AUUUUCGUACUUUGAAGGCGCGAGAACAUCUCUCUCUCUCUGUCUCUCUCUCUCUGUGUUUCUUUUGAUCAAAUGACUUCUACCAUAUGAUUUUGAGUCAAAACGAUGUCCAUGUCUCAUUGUAUCAACUCACUUACAAAAAGAAAAUUUAUUAGUUUAGUGCUAUACACAGAAUCGACUUUACCCAAAAGAGAAGUGAAGUUGAUGUCAAACUUUUCGAGUUCAGUUCGGCUUGUAGUUGAUCAUAAUGAUGCCUUCAUCUUCAGUUUUUGCUCCAUUUUUGGCUCAUUGUAUGAUCUCACGUACAACACAACCAUACUUACCAAGUCAUUGACUUUUCGAGAUCACGUUCACACGCUCCUAAUCUUUUUCCAACUCCCGGUUCUUUCACGAGGAUGCUAGCUAGGAAUCUCGGUCAAGGGGUAGGCUUGUCUGGGGAACCCAUGAUCAACGGUUGAGAUUGCUCCCAAUGCACGGAUCUAGGUUCGGAGAAGGUUUUCUAGCUCCAUCCAGAUAUAACUAAUGCAACAAACCCUCCUCGUCGUUGCUGCUGUCGUCACCUAGGAAGCAUAUGCGAGGAAGUUGAGCAUGGAAUCUUGGAUCCGCACUUAUUUAUUGUGAUCAUCUGACGUGCAAAAGAUUUGAGCAAGAUACUUAAAACCAGUUUAAAGCCAAAUCCUUCACUUUCCUAGGACCCUCAAUGGAAACGCCCCUAGUUUUAUUUAUGGGCACAUCGCCCUAUUUUGAUCUGAUCGUUGACAUGAACCGAAGACUAGCUCAAGAAACAAGAGACAUUACUUUACAUCAGUGCCCAGAAAUUUCAUAGUCAGCACUCACUUAAUUAUUGCUUGCAAUUGGAGCUAUACUUUCAUAAAGCUCACUCCAAUGCAAUGAAUUCCUCUCCUCUCCCAUAUCCUACGUCUUGCUAAAAAAUCUAGCAACUGUUCCAAAACAAACAAACCGAACCAGGCAUUAAUGGAUAUGAAGGUGGAGAUCAUCUCUAAAGAGACUAUCAAACCGUCCUCUCCGACCCCUGCCCAUCUCCGGCGCUUCGCUUUCUCCUUCUUUGACCAGUUCGCUCCAUCUGUUUACAUCCCGCUGGUCCUCUUCUACGCCGACACUCCUGGUGAUGGACCUGAGAUCCACGAAAUACCGGGGAGGAUGAAGUCGUCGUUGUCGGAAACCCUAGCUCGUUUCUACCCGUUUGCAGGUAGGAUCGUGGACAACCUGUGCGUCGACUGCACGGACGAUGGUGCAGACUAUUUCGAGGCUCAAGUGACAGGGAUCGGCAUUCGAGAGAUCCUGCAGUCACCAGACCCGGACGUGCUGAAGCUGUUCCUUCCCGUGGACAUCGACUUGCCGGAAUCGUUCCACGGUCGUUUGAUGUCUGUCCAGUUGAGCUUCUUCAACAGCGGAGGAGUCGCAGUUGGGAUUUGCGUGUCGCACAAGAUUGCGGACACGUCGACUCUGAGCUCGUUCCUCCACAGUUGGGCGGCUGUGGCUCGUGGUGGAGACUCAGUGGUGGCCGAGCUGCCAGGUCCAGAUUUAAGUACCGCCUCGACUCUCUUCCCUCCUUCUGAGGCUCUGAGAAGCCUCCGCCCAGCAAAGAUGCUGAAGCAGAAGUGCCAGUCGAGGAGGUACUGCUUUGGGCCGGCAGAGAUUGCGGCUCUCCAAGCUAGAGCGGCGAGCGCCAUCGCCGCUCAGCCCACUCGAGUGGAAGCCAUGUCGGCUUUCAUAUGGAAAUGCGCGAUGGAAGCUGCUGCGUCCUCCGGACGCUCUCUUCUCGCGCAAACUGUGAACAUCCGAAAGAGAACGGAGCCGUCGCUCGCUCCGAGCUCCGUCGGAUGCUUGAUCAGCUACUUCACAGCAAAGGUACAUGAAAAGGACGAGCAACAAGAGAAAGAUCUCCUUCCAAUGCUAGUGGUUAAAAUGAGGGAGGGAAUGGAGGAUUUCCUCGAAAAUUACGCGAAAAAACUCGGUGGGUUGGAGAGCUUUUCAACGAUGUGCGAAUUGAAUAAGAGAGCGGGAGAGUUGGUGACGACGCACAGGCCGAGCUUCUACUCGGUCACGAGCUGGUGCCGGUUCGGAUUUUAUGAAGUCGAUUUCGGGUGGGGAAGGCCGGAUUGGACGAGCAUAUGCAGCUCGGAGUACAAGAACGUGGUGGUGUUGAUGGACGCAAGGGACGGCCUAGGAGCAGAGGCGUGGGUCACGCUGGGCGAGGCCGAGAUGGCGGUGUUUGAGAAGGAUCAGGAUCUGUUGCGAUACGCCGCUCCUAAUCCGAGCGCCUGGCCCGGUCCGUUCGAGCCAUAAAGGAAUCGCGAUUCUUUGCCGAAGCACCGAUCGGCGAGAUAACCGGAGCAGGUGCGCCGAAACCUCUUUUACAGAAAUAAAAUUCAAUCCCCAUCCCUCGUGUCCAUCAACACGAACAUGUCUAGGAGGCCCUAUCUUCGGAAUGCCGAGUAGAGCUAAAAUUGUGACGAGAUACAAUGUUCAUGUUUUAUGUAUGAACCUGUUCCUUGAGGUUGAUCAUGUGAAGUCCAAGGUUUGGAUUAAGGAGA
Molecule: messenger RNA, 2558 nt
Organism: Syzygium oleosum
Lineage: Eukaryota; Viridiplantae; Streptophyta; Magnoliopsida; Myrtales; Myrtaceae
Product: BAHD acyltransferase At5g47980-like
Exons: 1
Coding region: 976-2310 (444 amino acids)
Source: RefSeq, a predicted model, not a curated record